This is a messenger RNA of Rotaria socialis, 1895 nucleotides long. The record is from the annotation of a GenBank genome assembly. Lineage: Eukaryota; Metazoa; Rotifera; Eurotatoria; Philodinida; Philodinidae.
AUGUAUCUCAACAAGCUCUACAAUACUGUUAGAGGUGUAUUUGUAACGUUGAAUGACCUUGUCAGUCAAAUUACAACGGAUCAAACGAAACGAACCCACAAUAAAGUUGAUGAAGCACUUCCGAUCAGCACUUUCACUGCAGGCACCACUCAGGAUCAAUCGACUACUGGUUUGAAUGGCCAGUUCGUUCAUUCACAAUUACUGAUCGAUUGUUUACUUCGAAUUAAAUCAACAUCAGCAGCAAAAAACGAACUACUUACUGUCUGUAAAGAAGAAUAUGAAGGAAACAAAGCUGAACUAGAAAUUCUUCGGGAGUUUCAGCAGGAUUAUUCGCCCGAUCAUGCUCUGUGGUGGUAUACCAGAAAUUCGUUUGUUUAUCGAUUACUGAACAAAGCACUUCGAGUACAAAAUAUUGAUAUUCUCUUUCUUUUUCGAUUCUUUAUCUGUGAUCUUCAACAGCAACUCAAAGAUAAUCAAUGUACGUCUCGUGUUCGUCUCUAUCGAGGUCAAUUGAUGUCAAACGAUGAAUUACAAGUAUUGCAAGAUUCUACCGGGCAAUUGAUAUCCAUAAAUUCCUUUCUUUCGACAAGUGUUCAUAAACAUUUAGCACUUCAAUUUCUCAAUCAAUCCUCCGCUUCAAAUAGUAUUGAAAGAGUCUUAUUCGAAAUUACAGCUGAUCCUGUCGCAGGCAUCAAGCCAUUUGCUAACAUUCGUCCCUUUAGUGCUUUUCCAGAAGAAGAAGAAACACUCUUUAUGUUAGGGUCAAUUUUUCGAGUAAUCGAUAUUCAGCAAGAUAAUGAACAAGUAUGGCUAAUUCAAUUGAAAUUAUGCAGUGAAAAUGAUAACGAUUUGAAGUCAGUUAUUGAUGAAAUGAAGAAAGAUCAUAUAGAAAGUGGUUCGGAGACAAGUCUACUUUCAUUGGGUAAUAUACUCUUAAACAUGAACGAAUAUGAUAGUGCAGAAAAGUAUCUUUUUCGUUUUCUCGAUGAACAGACGAAGGAUCAUUCAGACAUCGCUCGUUGUUACUAUUUACUAGGUAAUCUGGAUACUAAUACAUAUCAUUUGGAUUCCAGUCUGGCCUGGCACCUUAAAUCGCUUGAAAUCAAGCGAAAAAUUUUGAAAUCAGAUGAUCCUAAACUAUCAGAUAGUUACAAUAGCAUUGGUGUAAUUUAUAGAAAAAAACGUGAGUUUUUAGAAGCACAGAAAUGGUUCGAGAAGGCAUUAAAGAUCCUUCAGCAAGCCUAUGGCAUUGAACGUCCAGAGAUAUCAACAUGUAUAAAUAGUAUUGGAUAUGUCUUCUUGCGCAUGAAGAGCUAUUCAAAUGCAAUGGACUGUUUUAAAAAAGCAUUAGCCAUCAAUAAGAAGUAUUUCACUGCAUAUCACUCUGAAAUUGGUGUGUCACACAGCUCAAUGGCCGACGCAUAUCGAGGUCUUCAAAAUUAUAAUGAAGCAUUGAAACAUGCAAAUCUUGCUCUGGGAAUUUUCCAGAAAUCGUUACCUCCAAAACAUUACAAAAUUGCAUGGGCCAUUGAAAUCAUGGGUAACGUUUAUGAAGAUAAGAAAGAGUUGAAAGAUGCACUGAGCUAUUAUCGUAGAGCUGCUAAUAUCUAUUGUGAAAUAUUGCCAUCUACACACUAUUAUGUGAUUUCAAUCAAGCAGUGCAUCCAGCGCGUCUCAUCAGAAAUAAACUAAUUGCAUUUUUUGUAAACGGUUAACUUUUAUGAUCAGAACUAAAUCCAUACUUUAUACAGAAAAUAUAAAAAGAAAAGUUUGCUUGCUACCGCUUGGCUGCAAAGUAUUUUUUACUAGUGUGGUAAAAUAACAGUAAUAAAUGCUUUAGUUGACUUAAUAUUUAGAACAAUAUCUUGAGUAUGAGUGUGGGUAUGAUUCCAGAC